This is a messenger RNA of Neocloeon triangulifer, 1210 nucleotides long. Its product is annotated as uridine-cytidine kinase 2-B-like. The transcript has 4 exons. Gene Ontology annotation, molecular function: kinase activity; ATP binding. Bases 142 to 828 code for a protein of 228 amino acids. Gene Ontology annotation, cellular component: cytoplasm; cytosol. Lineage: Eukaryota; Metazoa; Arthropoda; Insecta; Ephemeroptera; Baetidae. The record is from RefSeq and is a predicted model, not a curated record.
AUUUUUUAUUUGGUUGGCAAUUCCUAAUCUGAGUAUGACGUUUUGUUGAUUUCCAGAUAAAUCAAAUCAAAACACGACAAAUGUGCGCCACAAUUUUUCAUUGUUGAAAACAAGCUCUUCCGUCUUAGAAGAUUCGAAGAAAUGAGCUUGCCUGGGGACAACGGCUUCGGCGAUUAUCGUCGUCGGCCGAACCAGCCCUUCCUGAUCGGCGUGUCCGGAGGGACGGCGUCCGGGAAGACGACGGUGUGUCGACGCAUCAUGGAACGGCUGGCCGAGGAGGCGGCGCAGAAACACGUCACGUGCAUCUGCCAGGACAGUUUUUACAGGGAGCUGAGCGAGGCCGACCUGGCCAAGGCCAACAAGGGCAACUUCAACUUUGACCACCCGGACGCCUUCGACAGCGAACUCAUGCUCAAGACGCUGACCAGCCUGCUGCAGGGAAAGAGUUGCCAGAUCCCCCAGUACGACUACACCAAGCACUCUGGCGGUGAAAUGGUGACUAUUCACCCUUCUGACGUGAUCCUAGUCGAAGGAAUUCUCAUCUUCUAUUUCCCCGAACUAAGAAACUUAUUUCAACUGAAGCUCUUCGUGGACACGGACGCAGACACAAGGUUGGCUCGGAGAAUCAUGAGGGACAUUAAAGAAAGAAAGAGAGACCUGGACACUGUCAUCAAUCAGUACACCAGAUUUGUGAAGCCGGCCUUUGAGGAAUUUUGCCUGCCCACCAUGAAGUACGCUGAUGUGAUUAUUCCGAGGGGCGGCGAAAACACGGUGGCAAUUAAUUUAAUUGUCCAACACAUCAGGAAUAUUUUGCACGAAGACAUUUGAGUUGAAAAUUUGAAUUCAAAACUUAUAUCAGUUUUAGUGAUGAUUUUUGUUUUUUAAUUUUUAAAAUCUGCUUGAAUCAUCCAAAUAUUAACAAAUUCAUACGCAAUUGAAAAAUUAAGCAAGACUGAAUGCAGGACCAAAAAGCAAUUUAUGAUAAAGUAAUAUUAUGUAAUUAUGAAUGUGUGUAUUUUGCGAGUCAGAAAUUUGAAGCAUUUCAUCAACGUUCCUUCUUCUUAUUCUGGUAGCAAAUCGUUUUCAAUGUCCUCGUCUAAAAUGUCGUCUGCUAUAUUUCUACCCGAAGUAUGUGGCCUCGUCGCUGCUGAAAGUAAUUUCAAAUAAAUAUAAAUGUUGACUGUUUGAACGAAGACGAUUCAUUUACAAG